Messenger RNA from Anoplopoma fimbria (sablefish), 1274 nucleotides. It is a transcript of the gene pigx, whose product is annotated as phosphatidylinositol glycan anchor biosynthesis, class X. The coding region runs from base 63 to 806 and encodes 247 amino acids. The transcript is spliced from 6 exons. Gene Ontology annotation, biological process: GPI anchor biosynthetic process. The record is from RefSeq and is a predicted model, not a curated record. Gene Ontology annotation, cellular component: endoplasmic reticulum membrane. Lineage: Eukaryota; Metazoa; Chordata; Actinopteri; Perciformes; Anoplopomatidae.
ACAGCAUUGAGAAGCUGAAUCAGUAAACAGUAACACGUUUGUUGGUUUUCACUGCUGUUUUGAUGUAUUUUGUACUUUUUUCUGUGUUGGCUUGUUUAUUGACAUGUCAUUGUUUUAUAGAAAAAGAUGUGAAGCAGAAUGAGAGCCACUGUGGUCUUCUAAAGCAGUGGCUUGCAUCCUCACUAGUUUCACUGGAGAUCAACAAGAAGGGUUUUCACAGGGAGGUGGUAACCUCAGUUGAGCUCAGCCCAGAUGUGCUCAGUGGGGUCAGAGUUUUGCUGGUUCAUAGAUGGCCCAGAGGGGUCUUUGUGGAUCCGUACCAACUUGCAUCCUUGAGUGAACACGGUGAUUGGCAGUUAUUACUAGAUUCAGCCAUUGACCUAGAGGUGCCUGCUCACAAGACUGCGGGAUUCGUCACAUAUGUAUAUCCCUACCUUGAUGGACCAACUCCCAGACUUAAAGUAACAAUUCCCAUCCACGGUCGCUACCACGAGCCUAAUUAUGACGGUGAAAUGUUUACAUCUGUAGACAUAGAACAUCCAGAGCUGCUGCUGCGAACUGAAAAAUGUUCGCAGCUCAGCGGCUUGGAGCCUCAUACAGUCGUUGACGCUCCCUGUACUCACGACAAUUCAAGCACAUGUCAGUGGGUUAAACUCCAGCCUCAGCAGGAGCGAGGCCCCGUUGGUGUUCAGUUUCCAGUUGGUGACGGGUCUUUGGUGACGCCCGUGUGCGGUGGAACCCUUCUGGUCACAAUGCUCUGCUGUGUGGCUCUGUCCAAACACAUGUGGAAACAUCGCAUCAUUUAGACAGCGACAACAUAUCUCGUAUCAAACAGAACACGAUCCUGUAGUUAUACAGUUCUGUCUGAUACCAGGAUCAUCAACUAUGAUCCGAGUUUUCUACAUAAAACAUCAAAAGGCCAUAAAUAACACCACACAGAUAAAGAAGGGUAGGUGUAUAUAAAUAAUUUUAAAUGAGAAAUAUAUAGAACAACUUGUCUUGGGUGGUGACAUAAACAGAUAAUUUAUUUGAAAUCAGUCCAGGUUUCUAAAUUAAGGAGGUUCUUGGUUUUACUCUGGGAAGUAAUCCAGUUAAUUAGAAGGUUCUCGGAAUAAGCACCAGUUACUGUAAAUAAAGGCUAUGUUUUGAUAAAUCCUACUUGUUGUGCAAUAUUUCCUCCUGUUAUUAACUUGGCUCAGAUGUAGAAGCACAACCCAAAUCAAAUGGGAAGAUCAGACUUCUUUAUUUUAAAUUAAGGCACAACGCGCUCAACU